This is a messenger RNA of Sclerotinia sclerotiorum 1980 UF-70, 219 nucleotides long. RefSeq lists its product with no specific name. The record is from RefSeq and is a predicted model, not a curated record. Bases 1 to 219 code for a protein of 72 amino acids. The transcript has 2 exons. Lineage: Eukaryota; Fungi; Ascomycota; Leotiomycetes; Helotiales; Sclerotiniaceae.
AUGCCUGCUGCUAAGGAGGGAGGCAGUGCCAGUUUGCAAUUUCCAAAGAUUGGGUACCGAUCCUACGCUUUGUUGAAACUUCAUUACGGUUUUGUGCCGAACGUUGCCUGGAUGCAGGAAAUGGAAAAUGGAAUGGUUGAAGCAUCAGACUAUCAACAGCUGAGUAGACAAUAUAAAUAUAAUCAUGGUCGUGUAGGGAGUAGUAGCACUGCAAUGUAG